AUGAAGCGGGCCGGGACGCUCCGCCAGCUGUCGGACCUCAGCGACUUCAGCGGGGCGGGCCGCCUCCGGGAGCUGCUGCUGAGCGAGGCGGGGUCCGAAGGGCGGCGGGACCGUCCGGGGCCCCGCCUCCGGGUCCGCGCCAGCCCCGACGGCCGCUUGGUGCUGCUGCUGCGACCCCCGCCGGGCCCGGCCCCGCAGCUGCUGCUGUGCGGCCGCUCCGCCGGGGAGCGGGAGCCGGAGCUGGAGCGGGCCUGGCCGGCCGGGCGGCCCUCGCCCCUGGACGGCCUCUUCCUGGCGGGGAGGCUGGUCCUGGUGUGGGAGAGCGGGCGGAGCGAGGUGUGGCGGGCCGGGCCCGGCGGGGACUGGCGGCUGCAGCGGGCGCUGGAGCUCCGCCCCGGCCUCCGGGCCCGCCUGCUGUCGGUGGCCGGGCUGGGGGACGACGGCCUGGUGUGGUGCGAGGAGGCGGGCCCCGGCCCCUUCGACUUCUGCAUCUGCACUCGGAGCCUGGAGGACGGGCCCCCCCGCGUCCUGCUGCAAGGCUGCCCGCCCCUGCGGGUCCUGGCCUCCCCGCGGGACGUCUACCUGGUGCCCACCUCGGCCUGCCGGCCGGGCCUCGCCCACCUGCUGCUCGUCUGGUGCCCCGGCCGGGACAGGGUCACCGUGGCCGCCCCGGGCCGCUCCCUGGUCCACAGCCAGAGCCUGAGCCCCGGCCCGGCCGGGGGCGACGACCCCGCCGCCUUCGGGGAGCUGAUGCUGGGGGCCCCCGGGCUGCUGGCCGGCGGGGCCGCCCCGGCCGCCCUGGGCUGCGCCGUGACCCAGGGCCGCGGGGAGCUGCUCCUGCUGAGCCCCUGCGGGGCCGUGCGCCUGGUGCGCAGGGACGGCGGGGUGCGGGCCGUCUGCACCCUGGCCGGGGACGCCCCCGGCCCGGGCGCCCCGGUGGAGCUGCGGACCUUCGGCGGCACGCUGGCCUGCGUGCGGGGCUCCGGCCUGGAGCUGGUGGACCUGGGCAGCGGGCGGCUGCUGGAGCGCAAGGUGCUGCGCACCGACCGCGUCCACCUGCUGGAGGCCCCGGCCGGAGGGGCCGAGCCUGGGGAGGAGGGCCUCCGGCUACUGUCCCCCGCCGGCCUCUUCCAGGUCUGCUGGGCGGCCGAGGGCGGGAACGACCGCCCGGCCCCCGAGGACCUGGUCUUCGAGGAGGCCUGCGGCUACUACCAGCGGCGCAGCCUGAGGGACACCCGGCUGACGGUGGAGGAGCUGCGGCGGGGAGGCGUCUUCCGGGCCCCCGCGGCCCUGGCCGCCCUCCUGCGGGGCCGGCCGCCCCCGACCCGGCUGCUGACGGCCCUGCGGGCCGAGCUGCAGGACUACCGCGGCCUGGAGCGGCUCAAGAGCCGGGUGGCGGCCGGCGGCGGGGAGGGGGCCUACGCCGGGCUGGCCGAGCGGGAGGUGGGGCGGCUGCUGCAGGCGGAGCCCGGCCCCGACACCCUGGCCCAGCUCAACGCCGUCUUCGCCGCCUUCCCCGCCGCCGCCUGGGCGGCCGCCCGCCACCUCCUGCAGCUGCAGAUGGACGCGGCCGGCCAGCUGGGCUCCCCGGCCCCCCGGGAGCUGUGGAGGAAGGUGCUGGCGGGCGGCCCCGUGGGUGGGGUCCCCCAGAACGGGGCCCUGCCUCUCUUCGAGCUCUUGUGCUCCUCCCUGGGCCGGCUCGAGCCUCAGUGGCUGCCGCCCUUCGUGCAGCUGGCCCAGCGGCGGCAGGGGCCGGCCUCGGCGGGCGGAGAGGGGCCGGGGCUGCCCCUGUACCGGCGGGCCCUGGCCGUCGUGGAGAGGCUGCCGGGCGAGGCGGCGGAGGCCCUGGAGGUGGAGCUGCUGCUGGGCAGCGGGCGGCCCAAGGCCGUGCUCCAGGCCGUGGAGCAGCUGAUCCGGGCGGGGCGCUGGACGCAGGUCCUGGAUGCCGCCCAGAGACUCUCCCCGCCCAGCCCGCUGCUCCGCAGGGAGAUCUUCACCGCCCUGAUGGCCGAGUUCGCCCGGCACCGCCAACUGGACCCGCAGCUGUCCCGCCUGUGCCAGCUCUGCCCUCCGGACAUCUCGGCCUCUGACGUGCUCCUCCUGCUGCAGCCUCACCUGCUGCCCCGAGAGGCCCCGCCGGCCCCGUUCCCCGGCCCCGGCACCUCCCCGCUGACCCUGGGGCUGCUGAAGCCGCUCCUGGAACGGGCGGCCGGGCCGGGCCCGCCGGGGCAGCCGGAGGGGCUGUACUCUGACCUCCCGGGAGGCCCCGCGGAGCCCCCACCCGCCCCGCCCCGGGCCUCGGCGCCCCUCGCCCCGGACCCAGACCGGCCGGGGUUGCGGCCCGGGACUCCCGCGGGCCCCAGCCUUCCCCCGGAUGACACGGGCUGAGGUGGGGAGGGGCCGGGAGCGGAGCCGGCCGCGGGAGCGGCGGGAUCCGGAAGAGACAGGGAUGGAUGGAGCAGAUAGAAUCAGCCCACUCCAUAUUUGUGCCCUCUGCUCCCUCCUUCCUCCAGAACCCCUCAUUUCUCCCCCUAGGAGGCAGACGGCCAGGGGGUCCUGGUCAGACAGCGGGUCUAGGUCCGAGGAGGUGGUGGGGAUGGUGGGAGGGGGGGAGGGGGGCAUUGACACUGUGCAAUACUUCUCUCUCCUUGGAAGGGGGAUUUUUAAAUACAGUCGAGGGAAUUCAG
Molecule: messenger RNA, 2687 nt
Organism: Ornithorhynchus anatinus (platypus)
Lineage: Eukaryota; Metazoa; Chordata; Mammalia; Monotremata; Ornithorhynchidae
Gene: HPS6
Product: HPS6 biogenesis of lysosomal organelles complex 2 subunit 3
Exons: 1
Coding region: 1-2388 (795 amino acids)
Biological process (GO): lysosome localization; protein localization to membrane; melanocyte differentiation
Cellular component (GO): BLOC-2 complex; lysosomal membrane
Source: RefSeq, a predicted model, not a curated record